Molecule: messenger RNA, 864 nt
Organism: Diaporthe amygdali
Lineage: Eukaryota; Fungi; Ascomycota; Sordariomycetes; Diaporthales; Diaporthaceae
Exons: 2
Coding region: 1-864 (287 amino acids)
Molecular function (GO): oxidoreductase activity
Source: RefSeq, a predicted model, not a curated record
AUGGCGGACGUCAAUAUCCAGGACUUCCCCUCGCUCUUCAGCGUCAAGGGAAAAGUUGCCGUCGUUACCGGCGGCUCCCGAGGCCUAGGGCUGACAGCAGCCUCUGCCCUCCUCCAGGCAGGCGCGUCCAAAGUCUUCAUCAGCUCCCGCAAGGCCAAGGCCUGCGAUGAGGCCGUCGCCGCGCUGAACAAGCUGCCCAACCUGUCCCCGGGGGCGCAGGCGAUCUCCGUGCCGGCGGACAGCAGCACGGUCGAGGGCGUGCAGAAGCUGGCGGACGGCGUGGCGGCGCACACGGAGCACGUGGACAUCCUGCUGGCGAACGCGGGCGCGACGUGGGGCGAGGCCUUCGACACGCACCCGGACAGCGCCUUCGCGAAGGUCAUGGACCUCAACGUGCGGGCCGUCUUCAACACGGUGCGCCUGCUGGCGCCGCUGCUGCAGAAGCGCGCGACCGUCGACGACCCCUCGCGCGUCGUCAUCACCUCGUCCGUCGCCGGCCUCGGCGUCGGCACCCUCGGCCGCCAGGGCACCUACGGCUACAGCGCCUCCAAGGCCGCCGUGCUGCACCUCGGCCGCAACCUCGCGCUCGAGCUCGGCCCGCGCCACAUCACCGUCAACAGCAUCUGCCCGGGCUUCUUCCCCACCAAGAUGUCCAACGGCCUGCUGGAGCUGUCCGGCGGUGUGGAGAAGCUCGCGGCUGGAAACCCGAUGAAGAGACUGGGGCGGCCUGAGGAUAUUGCGGGCGCGAUAGUAUAUUUGUGCUCGAGGGCGGGGAGCCAUGUCAACGGUGAUGCCAUUGAAAUCGAUGGAGGGGCCUUGUGGCAGCGUGGUGAGCUCAUGGCACCGGGCGAGGCGAAACUGUAG